Messenger RNA from Micromonas pusilla CCMP1545, 1612 nucleotides. RefSeq lists its product as uncharacterized. The record is from RefSeq and is a predicted model, not a curated record. NCBI's taxonomy places the organism in Eukaryota, Viridiplantae, Chlorophyta, Mamiellophyceae, Mamiellales, Mamiellaceae.
AUGGAGCGCGCGGGAGAGGCGGCGACGGAGAGACGGCUGACGUCGGAACGCGACGCGAAGGAGAAGAGCCGCGACGCGUCCGACGCGCGCGCGGAGCUCGAGCGCGAGCGCGCGGACAGAGCCGCGGCGUCUGUCGCGGCGUCGGAGGCGAUCGCCGCGAGCGAGCGCGAGCGCGCGGUGCUCCGCGCGAAGCUCGAGGCGUGGGAGGCGCGCGCGGCGGACGCGGAGCGCCGCGCCGCGGAGGCGACGGAGGCGGCGGCGGCGGCGGCGGAGCGCGAACGCGACGCGCGCGCGAGAGAGACGCUCGCGUCGAAGCGCGCGACGGAGUUUGAAUCGCGCGCGGACGCGUCCGCGAGCCGCGUCGUCGCGGCGGAAGCGGCGGCGGCGGUCGCGAAGGGCGCGCGCGACGCCGCGGAGGCCAAGGCGUCGAGCGCGGAGGCUGACGCGAGGCGCGCGGCGACGCGAGAAGCCGACGCCGCCGCCAUCUCAGAGAAGCUCCGCGACGCCGUCCCGAGCCUCGCCGCCGCCGCCUCCGCUGCGGACGCGCGCCUCGAGGCCGCCGCGAAGGAACGCGAGCAGCUCGCGGCGCGCGCGGCUGACGCGGAGAGCCGCGCGGCGGCCGCGGAGGCGACGGCGGCGGCGGUUCGGUCCGCGGAGGACGACGCGCGCGACCGCGCGGCGGCGGCGGUGGCGGCGGCGGAAAAGCACAUCGCCGUCGCGCGCGCGGACGUCGAGGGCGCCCGCGCGCGGCUCGACGCGGCGACGCGCGCGAGGGAGGAGGCCGAGCGCGAGCGCGAGGCGCUGCGGGACGAGCUCGCGGGCGCGCGGAGAGAGCGCGCGGAGAUGGCGGAGGCGAUGGAGCGCGCCGAGGGACGCGAGAGCGACGCGACGCGCGACGUCGAGCGGCUCGCGAGAGAGCGCGCGGAGACGGCGGAGGCGACGGCGCGCGCGACGCGCGACGCUCGCGAGCUCCGCGACGCGCUCGAGUCCGCGCGUCGCGGGAGGGCGGACGCGGAGACGCGCCUCGCGAGGGCGGAAGCGGACGCGGUCGCCGCGAGGGCGGAGACGGAGCGGGCGCGGGCGACGGCGAGGGAGGGGGAGCGAGAAGCCGCGACGCUGCGCGGGGAACUCGCGGGCGCGCGCGCGGCGGCCGCGUCGACGUCCGCGCUGAUCGAAGGUCAGGAGAAGCACAUCGCGGACUUGAGGGACGAGCUGAAGAGCGCGCUGCGGGGUAAGAAGGCGCGGGGUGCGCGCGAGGCGCGGGCGCGCGCCGAGCGCGAACGCGAACAGCAGCAGCAGCAGGCGGNGAGGACGCGUCGCGCGCCUCCUUCGCCGCGGCUUCUCGCGCCGCGUACGUCUCCUCGACGUCCGCCGCCGCCGCCGCCGCCGCGGCCGCCGCCGACGACGACGACGCCGACGACGACGACGACGGCCGCGGUGGACUGGGCCGCGGCGUACGCGGACAUCGACGAGACGUACGCGGCGCGAGAAGCCGCGGCGAAGGAGGCGCGCGACGCGUCCUCCUCGCCCGCCGCCGCCGCCGGCGACGCUUCUGCGAAGGUGAACUGGGAGGUCGCGUACGCGGACAUCGAAAAGACGCGCAGGGAGCGCA